Molecule: messenger RNA, 1047 nt
Organism: Arabidopsis lyrata subsp. lyrata
Lineage: Eukaryota; Viridiplantae; Streptophyta; Magnoliopsida; Brassicales; Brassicaceae
Product: 2-oxoglutarate-dependent dioxygenase AOP3
Exons: 3
Coding region: 97-1041 (314 amino acids)
Molecular function (GO): dioxygenase activity
Source: RefSeq, a predicted model, not a curated record
UAGCGGAUUGUUGUAUAAUAAAAAUUCUCUAUAAAUAGCAAGUGCUGCUGAUUAGUGAUUAACACAAGAAGAUCAAAAUAGAAGAAAGAAUCCAAUAUGGACUCAAUCUUGAAGACUACUAAGAUUCCUAUUCUUGAUCUCACCAGCCAACAAGAUUUGAAACCAAACACAUCCACAUGGCUUUCUAUUUCCAGAGAAGCUUGUGAAGCCUUGGAGGAAUACGGCUGUUUUGUUGCCGUGUACGAUGGGGUAACACAGCAACUAGACGAAUCCAUCUUCGCCGCAGCUGAGGAACUGUUCGAUCUCCCAACGGAGACAAAGAAGAAGAACGUAAACGAGAAGCCGUACCAUGGCUACGUUGGUCAAAUGCCUGUGAUCCCUCUUCACGAAGGCCUUGGAAUUGACUAUGUUACCAACAAAGAAGAUGCUCAGAGAUUCACUCAUCUCAUGUGGCCUCAGGGAAACGAUCGGUUUUGCAACACCGUGCACACUUUCUCAAACGCGGUUGCGGAAUUAGACCGACUAGUGGUGAGGAUGAUAUUUGAGAACUACGGUGUUGAGAAACAUUACGAAUCGCACGUCGGAUCAAAGACUUACCUACUCAAAUUCCUCAAGUACUUGUCUCCACCAGAAUCUCUCUCGAUGCCAGCUUUUCCUCAGCACACCGAUAAGACCUUUUUAUCGAUACUUCACCAAAACGAUGUAAAUGGUUUAGAGGUGAAAUCAAAAGACGGUGAAUGGAUUUCCCUUCAUCUCCCACCCAAGUCAUACGUCGUCAUGGCCGGUGACAUCUCUAUGGGUUGGAGCAAUGACAGGAUACGUUCUUGUGAACAUAGAGUGACAAUGGAAGGAGACAAGACAAGGUAUACUUUAGGUCUUUUCUCGUUUCUUACGGACUUGGUUUCGAUCCCUGAGGAGCUUGUGGACGACAAACACCCACUUAUGUAUAAGUCAUUCGAUAACAUAGCUCUCAUAAACUUCUACGCAACCAAAGAAGGGCGUGAAGCGAAGUCGACUCUCAAAGCAUAUUGUGGUAUCUAAAAAGCA